GAAGUCUCUUUCUCCCCUUCACUGUCUUCUCUUCUUCCCAUUCCUCUUUUAAGCCACAGCACUGAAGCAACUUGUCGCCGCAGCACAACACAACGUCGCCUGCCCUCAACCUUGCGCUGCUCAUCGAAGCCGCAUCACUGAAGCAACUUGUCGGUGCUCCUCGCUGUUGUUGUUUCCUGGGUUGUUAAGCAAUGGCAAAGAGAGGAAGGAAUCAAAAGAAGGAUAACAGGAACUCUAAACCAAGUUCUCGUCAUCGAUAUGUUCACCCAGAAGACAUGCAGGAUGAAAUUGAUGCUUUUCACAAGCAGAGGGAUAUUAUUCCACUGGAUUUAAACGAUGAUGAUGGGGAAUCAAUUGAUGAUGAAGAGGAGCCAGUUUUUGAUGAUGAGGAUAUUGAUGAUGAUGAUGAUGAUGAGGGUGAUGAUGAGGAUGAUGAUGAAGAUGAUGACGAUGCUCAGGAUACUCAAUUUGCUGCAAAAAUCAGAAAGCAACAAAAAUAUUUCAAAGAGAAAUUUGGUGCAAUUGAUGAUGAAAUUCAUGAUGAUGAGGAAGUAAAUGAUGUAGACAAGAAGGAAGUAUGGGGUGUGAAAAAACCACAGUACUAUGGCGGUCACGACUAUGAGGGAGACUCAAGUGAUGAUGAGGCACUUAAAGAAGAGGAGGAAGAGAUUUUGAGAAUGCAGAGGGAAAAGUCAAAGAAUUUAUCCAUGGAAGACUUUGGGCUUGAAAAUUUUGGUGAUGAUGAGAGCAAUAGGGAAUUAACCAUGGAGGAACUUUCAGUUAAAGGAAAAAGCAAAGCAAAAGAUUCAUUGCUCAAAGAAGUUGUGGAUAAUGUGGAGACUUUUGAGGUUCGAAAGGAUUUGAAUGCUUUGUCUAGAGAGGAACAAAUGGAAGUUGUGUAUAGUUCUGCGCCAGAAUUAGUAGGUUUGCUUUCUGAGCUAAACGAUGCACUUGAAGAACUUGAAAGUAGAGUUAAUCCUCUAUUAAGCAUGGUUAAAAUGGGUGGAAUUAUACUGGAAGGUGGAGUACGCUAUUUGGAGGUGAAGCAGCUUCUGUUACUGUCCUACUGCCAAGCCAUAACAUUCUAUCUUCUUCUCAAGUCUGAAGGACAUCCAGUCCGUGAUCAUCCUGUUAUAGCUCGUCUUGUAGAGAUCAAGGGCUUAUUAGAUAAGGUGAAACAGCUUGAUGGGAAUCUUCCAUCAGAAAUUGAGGAGUUUCUGAAGAAAAAUUCUGAGGCUGAAACAGAGAAAAAUAAAAUCACUGGGAGUGUUGCACCUGCACUUGCAUCUGAAUCUGUCAGAAAAGAUUAUAGCUCUUUUCUUGCCUCAGCUGAACCUGAUGCAAAAGAACCAGCGGAGCGUUGUAGCACUCAUGAGUUGGUAAAAAAGGAGGCUUCAGAGGAUCAUGUGAACAAAGAGAAAAAACAUAAACGCAAGAUUGAUCAAGUUGGUUUCCAAAGCAUGGAAAUGUUAAAAGCAAGAGCUGCACUUGAAGAAAAAUUAAAACAGGAUGGAGUUUUUAGUUCCUUUGCUCCAAAGCUUAAGAAAGCAAAGAAACGUGCAAAAUCAGUGGAUGGACAAUUUCAAACAUAUGAUGAUUUCGAUGAUGAUACUUUAGAUGCUGAGAAAGGAAAUCAUGGAUUGAGAAUGUUGAGUUCAAAUAAACUCUCACAGCUUGUUUCUGCUAAACCAAAUAAAUCGAAGGUCAUUUCUGGUGAUGAUGAUGUACCUAAGAGAGAUGACAUUGGAGAAAGAAGAAGGAAACAUGAGCUCAAAGUGUUGGCCGGUGCUGGAAUCAAGUCUGAGGAUGAUGCUGUAAAUGAACUUGGUGCACUUGAGACUGAUGAAGCCUCUGACAUGGAGGAGGAUGGUGAUGCAGGAGUUUCAGAAGAUGAAUUCUACAAAGAAACAAAGGAAAAGAGGGAUGCAAAAAUAGCCGCUAAAGCUAAAAUCUAUAAAAGGAACCCAACAGUCCCAUCUUUGCCUGAAAUCGUUGAUGGAAAACGGCAAAUCACUUACCAGAUUGAGAAGAACAAAGGUCUGACCCGUCCACGGAAAAAAGACUUGAAAAAUCCAAGGAAGAAAUACAGGACAAAGCAUGAUAAACAAGUGAAAUGACGUAAAGGAUAAGUGCAGCAGAUCAAGAAACCUAUUGGUCCUUACGGUGGCGAAUUGUCUGGAAUCAACACAGGAAUUAGUCGAAGCAUCAGAUUUUGAAACGAAGUUGCAUGUUGCUUUUGCAACUAAUUCUGUUUGACAAUCAGAAAAGAUUUGCUGGAUCAUGUAUCAUUCAAGUCUUUUCAUACUGAAAUCUCCAACAUGGCUGCAUAUCUUCUUUAGGGGAAAUGUGAAACUUGGUUUUUUCAGUCUCACUUCCCUUGUAUCAGAAUACUUAAAAUUCAAGUGGUAGUGUCAUUUAGUAGAUAUUAUCUUCAGCUUAUUUUGUGAUGACAGCUUAUGCAGGGGUAUGAAAAUUUUGUUUGGCCAUCUCUUGGGUAAUCAGAAUAUUUGAAGACAA
Hevea brasiliensis (rubber tree) is the source of this 2517-nucleotide messenger RNA. Its product is annotated as protein THALLO. Gene Ontology annotation, cellular component: nucleolus; small-subunit processome. Lineage: Eukaryota; Viridiplantae; Streptophyta; Magnoliopsida; Malpighiales; Euphorbiaceae. The transcript has 17 exons. Bases 192 to 2117 code for a protein of 641 amino acids. The record is from RefSeq and is a predicted model, not a curated record. Gene Ontology annotation, biological process: maturation of SSU-rRNA from tricistronic rRNA transcript (SSU-rRNA, 5.8S rRNA, LSU-rRNA).